Molecule: messenger RNA, 3763 nt
Organism: Elephantulus edwardii (Cape elephant shrew)
Lineage: Eukaryota; Metazoa; Chordata; Mammalia; Macroscelidea; Macroscelididae
Gene: CFAP57
Product: WD repeat domain 65
Exons: 22
Coding region: 8-3763 (1251 amino acids)
Molecular function (GO): protein binding
Source: RefSeq, a predicted model, not a curated record
CCAGACUAUGUCCACUGUGGUAGCUCAGUUGCAGCAUGUGUUUGGUCUUCGAGCCUAUGUGGCCAACAGUAUCCUCUUCUUUGAUGAACAGACAAUUAUAUUUCCUUCAGGAAAUCACUGUGUGAAAUACAACGUGGAUCAGAAAUGGCAAAAGUUCAUUUCAGGCUCAGAAAAGAGUCAGGGCAUGUUGGCUUUAGCCAUCAGUCCCAAUCGGCGAUAUCUUGCUGUCUCCGAGACUGUGCAAGAAAAACCUGUCAUCACCAUUUAUGAACUGUCAGCCAUACCUUGCCGGAAGCGCAAAAUCCUUAAUAAUUUUGACUUUCCAGUUCAGAAAUUUAUUAGCAUGGCUUUUUCUCCAGACUCCAAAUAUCUAUUGGCUCAGACAUCAACUCCCGAGUCAAACCUUGUCUAUUGGCUGUGGGAAAAACAGAAAGUAAUGGCCAUUGUUAGAACUGACACUCAGAACAAUGCUGUCUACCAGGUGAGUUUUAAUCCCAAGGAUAAUACUCAGGUUUGUGUCACUGGAAAUGGAAUUUUUAAGAUUCUCCGUUUUACUGAGGGAACCCUGAAGCAAACCAAUUUUCAGAGGGGAGAAUCUCAAAACUAUUUGUCUCAUGCAUGGUUGUCUGAUGACAAGAUCAUCAUUGGCACAAAUACAGGCAAGCUCUUCCUAUUUGAAUCUGGAGAUCAACGCUGGGAAACAAGCAUAAUGAUGAAGGAACAAAAUUAUGAUGUAAAGAACGUCAAUAUGAUCCAGGAAUCAGAGAGCCUGAUUGAAUUUCCAUCACCCAGUUCCCCAGUUCCUUCUAUUGAGCAGGCUGCACCAGCUAGUAGCAACAGCGAGCUGAGCCUGCCCCAAGUGUUUGCCAUCGCAGCCUAUUCAAAGGGAUUUGCGUGUUCUGCUGGGCAAGGAAGAGUUCUGCUGUUUGAGAAGAUUGAAGAUAAAGAUUUUUACCGUGAGAGCAGGGAAAUUCGGGUUCCUGUGGACUCCCAAAGCAAUGACCCGAGUCAGUCUGACAAACAGGAAAUUAUCUGCUUGAGCUUCAGCCCCUCAGAGGAAACUCUGAUUGCCAGUACCAGUAGGAGCCAACUUUAUUCCAUCACCAUGUCCCUGACAGAGAUCAGCAAGGGGGAGCCGGCUCAUUUUGAGUAUCUCAUGUACCCUGUACACUGUGCAUCCAUCACCGGCCUAGCUACCUGCAUCCGCAAACCUCUCAUCGCCACCUGUUCUCUGGAUAGAUCCAUUCGCAUCUGGAAUUAUGAAACAAACACUCUGGAACUAUAUAAGGAAUACCAAGAAGAAGCAUAUACAGUCAGCCUUCACCCAUCUGGACACUACAUUGUAGUAGGGUUUGCUGAUAAACUAUGCCUUAUGAAUCUUCUCGUUGAUGACAUAUGUUCUUUCAAAGAAUAUUCUAUCAGAGGAUGUAGAGAGUGCUCCUUUAGCAAUGGAGGUCACCUGUUUGCUGCGGUCUUUGGAAAUGUGAUUUAUAUUUAUACCACCACAAGCCUGGAGAACAUCUCAAACCUGAAAGGACACACAGGGAAGAUUCGUUCAAUCGUAUGGAAUGCAGAUGACAGCAAACUGAUUUCUGGUGGCACAGAUGGUGCUGUAUAUGAAUGGAAUCUGAGUACAGGAAAAAGAGAAACAGAAUGUGUGCUCAAGUCUUGUAGCUAUAACUGUGUUAGCAUCUCUCCUGAUGCCAAAAUUAUUUUUGCUGUUGGAUCAGACAAGACCUUGAAGGAGAUUUCUGAUUCUUCAAUCCUUCGAGAGAUGUCAGCAUUUGAUGUCAUCUACACAGCCAUUGUCAUCUCUCAUUCUGGACGCAUGAUGUUUGUGGGCACCUCAAUGGGAACCAUUCGUGCAAUGAAGUACCCUCUGCCUUUGCAGAAAGAUUUUAAUGAGUACCAGGCUCAUGCUGCUUCUAUCACUAAGAUGUUGAUCACCUUUGAUGACCAGUACCUGCUGACUGCUGCUGAGGAUGGCUGCCUAUUCAUCUGGAAGGUCUUUGAUAAGGAUGGGCGGGGAAUCAAGCGAGAGAGAGAAGUGGGCUUUGCUGAAGAGGUCCUCGUCACCAAAACAGACAUGGAAGAAAAGGCCCAGGUUAUGUUGGAGCUAAAGACUCGCGUGGAAGAAUUAAAGAUGGAGAAUGAGUAUCAACUUCGACUAAAGGAAAUGAACUACUCUGAGAAGAUUAAGGAGCUCACAGACAAGUUCGUCCAGGAAAUGGAGUCCUUAAAAACAAAAAACCAGGUUUUAAAGAUGGAAAAAGAAAAGCAGGAUAUACUGCAUCAGGAACGCAUAGACGACCUCCUGGAUAAGCAAAACCGGGAGCUGCAGGACUUGGAAUGUUGCAACAACCAAAAGCUGCUUCUGGAAUAUGAGAAGUACCAAGAGUUGCAGCUCAAGUCCCAGAGGAUGCAGGAAGAAUAUGAAAAGCAGCUUCGGGACAAUGAUGAGACCAAGAGCCAGGCCCUGGAAGAGCUGACUGAGUUCUAUGAGACCAAGCUGCAGGAGAAAACCACCCUUCUGGAAGAGGCACAAGAAGAUGUUAGGCAGCAGCUACGAGAGUUUGAAGAGACCAAGAAGCAAAUUGAAGAAGAUGAAGACCGAGAAAUCCAAGACAUCAAGACUAAGUAUGAGAAGAAGCUUCGGGAUGAAAAGGAAUCUAACCUACGGCUCAAAGGAGAAACAGGCAUCAUGAGGAAAAAGUUCAGCAGCCUGCAGAAGGAGAUUGAAGAGCGAACCAAUGACAUCGAGAGCUUGAAGGGAGAGCAAGUGAAGCUGCAAGGAGUCAUUAAGUCCCUGGAGAAGGACAUCCAGGGCCUCAAGCGGGAGAUCCAGGAAAGAGAUGAGACAAUUCAAGAUAAGGAGAAAAGAAUUUAUGAUCUGAAAAAGAAAAACCAGGAACUCGAGAAAUUCAAGUUUGUGCUUGACUACAAAAUAAAGGAACUGAAGAAGCAAAUAGAACCUCGAGAGAACGAGAUAAAAGUGAUGAAGGAACAGAUUCAAGAGAUGGAAACCGAGCUGGAGCGUUUCCAUAAGCAGAAUACACAACUGGAGCUGAACAUCACAGAAUUGUGGCAGAAAUUAAGAGCCACUGAUCAGGAGAUGCGCAGAGAGAGACAGAAGGAGCGAGACUUGGAAGCCCUGGUCAAACGGUUUAAGACUGACCUACAUAACUGCGUGGCAUAUAUCCAGGAACCCCGGCUGUUGAAGGAGAAGAUCCGAAGUCUCUUUGAAAAGUACGUGCAGCGGGCAGACAUGGUAGAGAUUGCAGGGCUCAACACCGACCUGCAGCAGGAGUAUUCCCGGCAGCGGGAGCAUCUGGAGCGGAACCUGGCCACACUCAAGAAGAAGGUGGUCAAGGAGAGUGAGCUGCACCGCACUGACUAUGUCCGCAUCAUGCAGGAAAAUGUCUCUCUGAUUAAAGAGAUAAAUGAGCUCCGAAGGGAGCUGAAGAUCACCCGCUCCCAAGUCUAUGACCUUGAAGCUGCCCUAAAAUUAGCCAAGAAAUUCCAACCACAGGAAGUUCCAGAGACAGCACCCAGCAAGGAUGCAUCCAGUGCAGCUCCCACCAUGCGACUGAAUGAACAAGAAGAAACCUGGAGAAUCAUUGAAAUGCAGCGUCUAGAAAUCCAGCGACUCCGAGACCAGAUCCAAGAGCAAGAACAGGUCCCAGGGUUGCACCCCCUGGCCGGAAUUCGGCUUCCUUCUCUCCAUGAAUCAGAGAAGGGCUUUAGUAUGCAGACCAACAUAUAG